Molecule: messenger RNA, 1377 nt
Organism: Daphnia carinata
Lineage: Eukaryota; Metazoa; Arthropoda; Branchiopoda; Diplostraca; Daphniidae
Product: elongation of very long chain fatty acids protein 7-like
Exons: 5
Coding region: 56-1072 (338 amino acids)
Biological process (GO): very long-chain fatty acid biosynthetic process; fatty acid elongation, monounsaturated fatty acid; fatty acid elongation, saturated fatty acid
Cellular component (GO): endoplasmic reticulum membrane
Molecular function (GO): fatty acid elongase activity
Source: RefSeq, a predicted model, not a curated record
CGGAUCCGUUUGAUUCAGUUGCCAUCACGGAUCACACGCGUGUGAGGACUAAAAUAUGUCUUUCAUCAAAAAUUUCGUGGACGGUUACAAUGACCUGAUGAUCAACAGAAGAGAUCCUAGGGUGGACGGAUGGCUCUUUAUGGGCUCGCCAUUUCCAACUCUAAUCAUGUGCUCGUGCUACAUCUACUUCGUUAAAUCCCUUGGCCCGAGACUGAUGCGCGACCGCAAACCUUUCGAGCUUCGUGGUGCAAUCAUCGUUUAUAACAUCAUUCAAGUACUUGCAAGCAUCUACCUAGUGUACAAGGGCUUAGUGCACGCUUGGUUGUUCCGCUACAGUCUUCGCUGUCAACCGGUCGAUUACUCCGAUGACCCAGAUGAGGUGAUUGUCGCCCAGAUGUGCUGGUGGUAUUAUUUCUGCAAAUUCACCGAGUUCCUCGACACCGUUUUCUUCGUGUUGCGCAAAAAGUUCGACCAAAUCACCAACUUGCACGUCAUUCACCACAGCAUUAUGCCAGCCGCUUGUUGGUGGGGCGUUAAAUUCGCUGCCGGUGGUCACGGAACAUUCUUCGGAAUGCUCAACACUUUUGUCCACAUCAUCAUGUACACUUAUUACUUGUUUUCAUCAAUGGGGCCCAAGUAUCAGAAGUACCUGUGGUGGAAAAAGCAUUUGACCACUAUGCAAAUGGUCCAAUUUGUGAUGGUCUUCUUGCAUUCGGCUCAGCUUUUCUUCAUCGACUGCAACUAUCCCAAAAUUUUAGCUUACGCCAUGUGCUUCAACGCGCUCAUGUUCUUGAGCCUCUUCUCCAACUUCUACAUCCAAGCCUACAUCAAACGUCGUCGGCUGCCUGCCAUUAAGAAGGAGGAUGACGCGAAGGCGGCAGUAACUAACGGGAAAGCCAAUGUUGCCAACGGUAAAACCAAUGACAAGGAAGGCCGUGGAGUUGGAAAGAUGAUCAGCAAUAUUAUGAGCAACACAACAAAUGCUUGUUACAUCGGACAGAAUGGUCUUUAUCAAUCGAACAGCAAAGACAAAUCGAACGGCACUUCAAAAACGCAGAAGAAAAAUCUGUAAAAAAAAUAUCGCCCAAACUCAAAAUUGCGAAGGUGUCAUCCUGUUUUGCAUUUGUUGUUUCUCUUAAAAUUAUUGACUCGGUCAGUUGUUGUAUAUACCAAAAGUUUUGUCCACUAUUAAGUUAGCAGAAAGUUGUAGGUAAUUGCUUCUCCGAUAUCGGAGGAGCUUUGCUCUUAAGUGCGACACAAAAGACGACGAAAAGAAAUCAUUCGGAUGUAUAAGGAAGAUGAAAAUGGAACGACUAUUUUCACUUCUGGCUAGCAUUGUGACGCAAUUGUUUCCAAUACAAGAUAGAUUUUAAUAUU